AUGAUGCCCAGGAUCAAGCUCUGCCUGGAUGUGUUGGAAUGGGUCAACCCACUAAUCGGCAGUAACAGCGGAGGUAAUGUUUUCGCCGGAGCAACGCUUCCCUACGGCAUGGCAAAGGCCGUAGCGGACGUAGACGGAGAAAACACAGGAGGCUUUUCCACGGAUGGCAGCAACAUCACGGGUUUCUCCGCGCUACAUGAUUCUGGGACUGGAGGUAACCCCAGUCUUGGGAAUUUCCCAAUCUUCCCUCAAAUCUGCACUGGCGAUGAUAUCAACGACUGCCUGUACCCAAUUGGCAAACGCAAGCUCCCAUAUCGAAAUGAUUCCAUCAAAGCUGAACCAGGCUACUUUGGCGUCACGUUGAAAAAUGGAAUCAAAGCCGAUAUGACCGUUUCAGAACAUGCUGCUCUGUUCCGGUUCGACUAUUCUGGCGCAACUUCCGACAAUCAGUCAACAAUCCAACCAUUGAUUCAAUUGGACCUUACCGAUCUUUGGCAAAGUCGGCAAAAUGCCUCGCUAACUGUAGAGGGAAACAGCGAAAGUGGAAGAAUCAAAGGCAACGGCACCUUCCUUCCGAGCUUCGGCGCUGGGUCGUACAAGGCCUUCUUCUGUCUGGAUGUGGCGGGCGGCAAAGUGAAAGACUCGGGAGUAUGGGUCAAUGAUCGUGCAGGCACCGAGCCCAAAGAGCUGUAUGUCACAAGAGGCUUCAAUCUGUUUUAUCUCGAAGCUGGAGGGUUCAUCCGGUUUCAAGAAACGACCACCAUCACCGCACGCAUGGGUCUCAGCUUUGUUAGCACUGAUCAGGCAUGCCGAAAUGCUGAAAAGGAAAUUCCUGGGCCGGAUUUCGACUUCGACGGCUUGGUCACAGCAGCGAAAGAUGCAUGGCGUAAGAAGUUCACUCCAAUCUCCAUCGAGACUGGUGGUGUCAAUGAUACCCUGCUGACUAGCUUCUGGAGUGCCAUCUACCGCACCAUGAUCUCGCCCCAAGAUUACACGGGCGAGAACCCUCAUUGGAAGAGCGAGGAGCCGUAUUUUGACUCCUUUUACUGUAUUUGGGAUAUGUGGCGUGUUCAACUACCUUUCUUAACGAUAUUGGAUCCCGUAUCGCAAAGCAAGUUUGUACGAAGCUUACUCGACACCUACAAACACCGCGGAUGGCUGCCAGACUGUAUGAUGAGCACGUGUAAAGGCUGGACCCAAGGAGGCUCAGAUGCCGAUAAUGUCAUUGCAGACGCAUAUGUCAAGAAUUUAACUGGCAUUGAUUGGGAGCUUGCAUAUGAAGCUAUGGUAAAUGAUGCCGAGAACGAACCUCUUGAAUGGAGUAUAGAAGGCAGAGGAAAUCUGGCCAGUUGGAAGAAGCUACACUACGUACCUUACCUCGACUUUGACCCAGUCGGCUUUGGUACAAACUCACGCAGUAUCUCGCGUACAUUGGAAUAUUCUUACAAUGACUUCGGGUUAGCAACCGUUGCUAAAGGAUUAGGGAAGGACACCUACGAGAAAUACAUUUCGCGCGCUAGCAACUGGCAGAAUCUCUUCAAAGAGGACCAGAAAUCGAUCAUCAAUGGCACUGACACAGGUUUCACGGGCUUCUUCCAGCCGAAGUACCAGAACGGUACAUGGGGAUAUCAAGACCCAAUCGCUUGCAGUCCUUUGGCCGGGUGGUGCUCACUGACUUCAAAUCCAUCUGAGACGUUUGAGUCAAGCGCGUGGGAGUAUAUGUUCUUCGUCCCUCACGAUAUUGGGAAAGUAAUUGAAUUGCUUGGAGACCCGGAGACAUUCAUCCGCCGACUGGACUGGUUCCACACAUCUGGUGUGGCAGACAUCGGGAAUGAACCAGUCUUCUUGACAGUAUACAUGCCACACUAUGCCGGUCGCCCUGGCUUGUCCGCCAAACGUGCGCACUCUUAUAUCCCCUCCCGCUUCAACGCCUCAACAAACGGACUUCCAGGGAACGACGACUCAGGUGCCAUGGCUUCCUUCACCAUAUUCGCCAACAUUGGUCUCUUUCCCAACCCUGGCCAGAACGUCUACUUCAUUAUCCCGCCCUUUUUCGAAUCCAUUAGCGUCACAAGUCCCCUCUCAAACAAUACUGCCACCAUCCGCAACAUCAACUUCGACAAAGAGUAUAAGAAUAUAUACAUCCAGAAUGCUACGCUGAAUGGGGAACCGUUUACGAAGAAUUGGAUAGGGCAUGAAUUCUUCACCGAGGGCUGGACGUUGGAAUUGACGCUCGGCGAUGAGGAGAGUGAUUGGGGUACUAGGAAGCAAGAUCUGCCUCCAAGUUUGUCCGAUAAGUUGGCUUCGGAGAGUGGAGCGAGUGAACUGAGUUGGUGA
Messenger RNA from Aaosphaeria arxii CBS 175.79, 2337 nucleotides. Its product is annotated as glycoside hydrolase family 92 protein. The record is from RefSeq and is a predicted model, not a curated record. NCBI's taxonomy places the organism in Eukaryota, Fungi, Ascomycota, Dothideomycetes, Pleosporales. The coding region runs from base 1 to 2337 and encodes 778 amino acids. Gene Ontology annotation, cellular component: cytosol; nucleus. The transcript has 3 exons. Gene Ontology annotation, molecular function: carbohydrate binding; peptide-N4-(N-acetyl-beta-glucosaminyl)asparagine amidase activity. Gene Ontology annotation, biological process: protein quality control for misfolded or incompletely synthesized proteins; protein deglycosylation; carbohydrate metabolic process.